CUGACGCAAGAGUAACAGAACACGAUCACUUGGUCGUCUCUCCCCUCUCCGUCCUCAGAACUGGUCUAGGGAGGGAGAAGACGAGGAGUGGGAGGGAGAUCGCAAGAUGGUGCUGUGGGUGUUCGGGUAUGGGUCUCUGAUAUGGAAGGCGGGGUUCCGCUACGACGAGAGGCGCGUCGGAUUUAUUAAGGGAUUCCGGAGGGUCUUCUACCAAGGUAGCACAGACCACAGAGGGACUCCCGAUUUCCCCGGAAGAACCGUCACUUUGGAACCCCUUCGCGGAGCAAUCUGUUGGGGAGUUGCAUACAAAGUUUCUGGUGAAGAAGAUCAGAGGAUUGCCCUAGAGCAUCUAGAAAUAAGGGAAAAGCAAUAUGACAUGAAGGUUUAUCUUGAAUUCUACACUGACCCGGCUUCUUCUACUCCAGCUAUCAAUCAUGUAAUGGUAUACAUAGGUUCAGCGGACAAGAAGGCCAACCAGAAUUAUUUGGGACCAGCAUCACUGGAUGAAAUGGCCAGACAAAUUGCCGAGGCUGAAGGUCCAUCUGGACCCAACAGGGAUUACCUUUUCCAACUUGAUGAUGCGCUAAAACAAAUUGGAUGUGAUGACACCCAUGUUAGAGAUCUUUCUAAUGCAGUUAGAAGAAUUCUCUCAACAAAAGCAGCAGCAUAAUUUGAAAAAGGGACAGAACAGCAUAGUUUCUGACUAAAGUUGAGCAAAAUUCAACAUUAUAAUCUGCUCUGGAUCUUGGUUUUCGAUUCAUAGUAGCUUUCUUUGCUGGUAUCACAAUCUACUGAGCUAAUUGUUCAGGUGGUUAUUACACGGUAUAUGAUUUAUUCAUCCAAGCGAAUGCAUAACUUGUUUAGGGUGUAAUUGAUAUGUAUCGACAGUAUAAAAUUUGGACCGUUACUUGGCUCAAUAAAUGAUUCCUCUUAAUCAAACUAUAUUACUUGGGGAAUA
This is a messenger RNA of Musa acuminata subsp. malaccensis (wild Malaysian banana), 958 nucleotides long. RefSeq names its product gamma-glutamylcyclotransferase 2-3. Gene Ontology annotation, molecular function: gamma-glutamylcyclotransferase activity; glutathione specific gamma-glutamylcyclotransferase activity. Lineage: Eukaryota; Viridiplantae; Streptophyta; Magnoliopsida; Zingiberales; Musaceae. Gene Ontology annotation, biological process: glutathione catabolic process. The record is from RefSeq and is a predicted model, not a curated record. Gene Ontology annotation, cellular component: cytoplasm.